GACAAUCUUGCUAUGAUGUAGCCAGAGGCUAACAAAAAUGCCUGAUUCUUCUGCCUCAACUUCCCAAGUGCUAAGAUUACAGAUAUGUGCCUCCGUAACCUGCUCAAUAAGUACUUAUUAAAUAACAAGUUUGCAGCAGGCCAGGUGUUCUGUCUAGUCUCUCUGUUCUGCACUAAAAAUAGAGGGGCUGUUUAAGCCAUCUAGGGGGCCACAGGCCUGACAUGAAAUCCUCGUGCCACCUCUUCCUUGCCAAGUAACCUGGAGCAGAAAUCCAGGAUGGCUACUGUGAUCUUUGUUGGCAAGGAAAAUGGGCAAACAGGCAUCGAUAUGGCUCUUAAGGAGGGGCUGAAGCUGGGAUUCAGACCUGUCAAAGCCUUGGAUGGGAGAACUCAAGUUUUAACACCACACAUUGAGAAGGUCUUUAAUGCUCCAUCGGCCUUACCUAAAACUUCCAGGAAGAUUUUGGGAACAGUUAACAGAGCUACAGAGAAGCCAGUGAAGACUAAUGGACUGCUCAAACAAAAGCACCUAAGCUUUACUGGCAAAAACAUUACUGAGACGACUAUGAAAGCAUCAACCUCCGUUUCUGCCUCCAAUGUCUACCCAGAAAUAGAAAAAUUCUUCCCCUUCAACCUUCUAGAUUUUGAGAGUUUUGAUCUGCCUGAAGAACACCAGAUCCCACACCUCCCCCUGAGCGGAAUACCCCUCAUGGUCCUGGACGAGGAGUGGGGACUUGAGACACUGUUGGAGCUGGGUCCCCCUUUGCUGAUGAAGAAGCCUUGUCCUAUGUGGGAAUCUGAUCUGUUGCAGUCUCCCUCGAGCUUUCUCUCCUCCCUGGACAUCAAGUUGUCUCCUGUAUGUUAUGACCUGGAUAUUUAAAGUUCUUACUCCAUUAUGGUUUAUGUGUUUGUAUUAA
Molecule: messenger RNA, 916 nt
Organism: Dipodomys ordii (Ord's kangaroo rat)
Lineage: Eukaryota; Metazoa; Chordata; Mammalia; Rodentia; Heteromyidae
Product: securin-like
Exons: 2
Coding region: 277-879 (200 amino acids)
Biological process (GO): chromosome organization
Cellular component (GO): nucleus; cytoplasm
Source: RefSeq, a predicted model, not a curated record